Eimeria necatrix is the source of this 7146-nucleotide messenger RNA. RefSeq lists its product as hypothetical. Gene Ontology annotation, cellular component: SWI/SNF complex; nucleus. Gene Ontology annotation, molecular function: transcription coregulator activity. Bases 1 to 7146 code for a protein of 2381 amino acids. Lineage: Eukaryota; Apicomplexa; Conoidasida; Eucoccidiorida; Eimeriidae. The record is from RefSeq and is a predicted model, not a curated record. The transcript has 9 exons. Gene Ontology annotation, biological process: regulation of transcription by RNA polymerase II.
AUGGCUGGCAAGGCCGCGCAGCACACUGCAGCAGAAGCACCUGCGGUCCUGCUGCUUAGCAGCAAAUUGAAGCCAGCUUUGCGCAUGCAGCAGCAGCACGAGCUGCAGCAACGGAAGCUGCAGCAGCAGCAGCAGCGCCAGCAGCAGCAGCUCUCGGCAGCUGCAGCAACAGCCGCUGCAGCAGCCCUGCGGAGGGCCCUUGUGCCAGCCCCCAAGGCAGCAGCAGCAGCAGCAGCAGCAGCCAUAGCUGCGAGAAACACUCGCACAAGCCACAGCAGCAGCAGCAGCAGCAGGGGCGACAGGAACAAUAUGGAGGAGGCUGCGGGCAGCAGCAUCAGCCAUGCUGCUGCUGCUAGGGGCCCUUCACCCCACGUGUUUGAUGCUGCUGCAGGAGCAGCAGCAGCAACAGCAGCAGCAGAGUCCCCAGCAGCAGAAGCGGCGCAUUUCUUUCGCCUAGUAGCCGAGGCGCAGCGCCGGGUUGAGCUGGCAGCAGCAGCAGCAGCGGCAGAUUCGCUGCAGUGUCUUUCUGCGGGAGUCCAGCAGCAGCAGCAGCAGCCCCUCCAGCUGCAGCAGCAGCAGCAGCUGCUGCCGCAGCAGGUGGAGGCUACAGCGCGCAAAGACGUAGACCGCGUGCUGCAGUGGCACCGAGCAGCAGCAGCAGCAGCUGCUGCUGCUGCGUUGCCGCGAGAGCAGCAGCUGCAGGAGAAUCAGCAGCCACAAGACGCUAAUGAAGCAGCAGAUGCGUUUGCUGCUGCUGCUGCUGCUGCAACAGCAGGGGCUCCUUUAAAUAUAGUAGAUGUGUGGCAGCAAACGCCUCUUUUCCCGGUGUACGUACACCUCAAGACGCUGCAGCGCGGCUUUCUGCCUGCUGCUCUUGUUGCUGCGCUGCAGCAGCAGCCAGCAGCAAUUGGAGUGCAGAUGCUGCCGCAGCUGCAGCAGGUGUGUCUCUUCCAGGGCAACACGGCUUAUUUGCUGCCACUAGCAGCAGCAGGAGCAGCAGCAGAAGCAGCAGAGCCUUCGGUGCUGCGCUUCACAGCAGAUGCUGCCAUUGUUGCUGCUUGCUGCUGCUGCCGCGGCGCGCUGCUGCAGCAGGAUUUGGUGGAGGCGGGGCAGCAGCAGCAGCUGCUGCUGUGUCUGCUCACCACUCAGUCCCUUCUUGUCUUCGCUGUGGUCUUGCUGCAGCAGCAGCAGCAGCAGCAGCAGCAGAAGCACAGGAGAGCUUGCAUUGCGGACUAUAUGUCGGGCGGGUGCUGCCCGAUUCUGCUGCCUGCUGCUGCAGCGCAGCUCCAAAGCAGCAGCAGCAGCAGCUGCAGCAGCAACGGGGUGCAGCAGCAGUUGUGGAUGGCUCAGCUGGUUGCUUUGGAGGACUUGGCCGUCAGCCUGCCCUCGGACAUUCGCUAUUUGCUGCAGCAGCAGCAGCAGCAACUCGAGGAGGAGCAGCAGCAGCUGUACCGAAGCCCCUGGCACUCCGCGCCCCGCCUUUUCGCGCAGCAGCAGCAGCAGCAGCAGCAGCAAGACGGCUGCUGCUCGCUUUACGCCUGCAUUGGGGGCCAGCUGCUGCAGUUCACAAUUGAUCAAAGAGCAGCAAGCAGCAAAGUGCAGCGCCUGCCUCUCCGCAUGAGCAGCAUCUGCAGCAGCACUUGCUGCUGCAGCGCUGCAGGCAGCAGCAGCAGCAGCAGCAGCGGCAGCGGGAGAGGCAGCAGCAACAGAGCAGCCGACGGCUCCUGCAGCCGCUGCUCAGAAACAGCAGCAGCAGCAGUGCAGCGGCUGCAGCGGCAAACAGCAGCAGCAGCAGCAGCAGCAGCAGCAGGGCGCCGUCGCGGGUUCAUCUUUGUGGAGGAAGUGGCUGAUAAGCUGCUGGCAGCAGCAGAUGACAGCAGCGGGCAUUCUUGUUUGUUGGCUUCCACCGCUGCUGCUGCUGCUGAAGACGCUGCAGGAUUCCACUCAGCUGAUCAGGAUGGAUGCUGCGAUUGUCCUCUUUGCCGAGAAGAAGCAGGAGACACAGCAACAGCAGCAGCAGCAGCUGGUGCAGCAGCAGCAGCAGCAGACUUCGGAGCUGCUGCUGAAGCCCUAGAGGAGCAGCAGCACGCAGGGCCUCCCGUGGGCGUCGAGUGCGUGGCGUACAUCUCCGCAAGCUGCUGGCAGAAGCAGCUUCAGCAGCAGCAGCAACUGCUGCUGCCGCCGCAGCAGCAGCAGCUGCAGCAGCAGCAGCAGCUGCAGCUUGUGGAUCUGCUGUGCUCCUUCACCCCUGACGGCCAGCCGCUGCUGACGCUGGUCACUGCCAGAGGAGACCGCGUGCUGCUGCUAGUCGGCCUUGAGCAGCAAGCUGCUGGUAAUGCUGCUGCUGCUGCUGCUGCUGCUGCUGAUGCAGCUGACAGCAGCAGCUGCUGUUCAAGCAAAGCUGGGAAAUUUUCUCUGCGUCUUCUGUCGAUUCUGCACUCGCCAGAUGCAGCUCAGUGCCAGCAGCAGCUGGAGGAAGCUAAAGGCAGCAGCAGCAGCAGCAGCAGCAGCAGCAGCAGAAGAGGUGAUGCAGAAGCGUUAGGUGCGGGCGGCUCUCCGUUGACGCUUCGUGGCACACAGCAGCAGCAGCAGCAGCAACAGCAGCAGCAGCAGAAUGCUGUUGCACUGUGCAGCAACGGGCUUUUUGUGUUUUUUGAGGGCGUUGCUGCUGCGUGCAGCGGCGCACGGCAGCAGCAGCAGCAGCUUGCUGCUGCAGACCGCCAGUCCGUGCUGCUGUCGCUACGCGUUUCCUGGCCCUCAGACACACUUCCCGGAGCAGCAGCAGCAGCAAGCUAUCCUGCAGCAGCAGCUGCUGCAGCGCAGCAGCCGAUGCACCUGCAUUGCUGCUGUCGGCUGGCGCUGCGCUCCCCGCUGCUGGCAGCAGCAGAGGACCGGCUGCUGUGGUGGCCGCUGCAGCACCCGCAGUACGACAGCAGCAGCAGCAGCAGCAGCAGCGGCAGCUUGCGGCUGCUGCUGGGGGAGAACAUAGAGGGCAUACCUUCCGGCUUGGCCUCUCCCGCUGCAGCUGCUGCAGCAGCACACGGGAUGGGAGCAGCAGCUGCUGCCGCAGCAGCUGCAGCAAAUGCAUUUGCCAGCAGUAGUAGGCGAAUGUGGCUCUUCACGCCCACGGAGUUCUUGCUUGUCGAGGUCUUGGCCAGCAGCAGCAGCAGCAGCAGCAGCAAGAGCAGCAGCGUGUGUUGUGCUGCAGUAGGUGCAGCAGCCGGGCGACGGGCUGCUGCUGCACUAAGAGCUCACCGAGCAGCAGCAAAGACGGUCCGGCAGCAGCUGCAGCAGCAGCAGUCCCGCAGUGUUUUGGGCCGCCUGCAAGUCGAAGCAGACUCUGCUGCAGCAGCAACAGCAGCAGCAGUAGCUGCUAUUGAGUUUAGGAAAAGCUUUCCUCUUGUGCCUCCAGCGGCGCCGCAGACGCGCUGGGGCUGUCUGCAGCAGCUGCUGUCUCUGCAGCCGUGCAGCAGCAGCAGCAGCAGCAGCAGCAGCAGCAGCAUGUCUUUGGAGGAGGACCAUUUGCCGCGUCUGACUCUCACCGCGGAUGCAGAAGACAGCAGCAGCAAGGAGCAGCAGCAGCAGCAGCAGCAGCCCCAGUGGAUUGAAGCCUUAGAGAUGCGUCUGGCGCUGCUUUUGGGCCGUCUGUGGGGAACUCCACUUUACACGGCCACGAAGCAGCAGCAGCAGCAGCAGCAGCAGCAGCAGAGGCAGCAGCAGGGCGGAGCCGGAACAACUGACAUUGUGAGUGCAGCAGCAACAGCAGCAGCAGCAGCAGCAGCAACGCCGCCCGUCUGCCGGCUGCCUCUUGCCUAUCUGGAGUGGCUCUGCGCGCAGCUGGACUUGCUGCUGCAGCAGCUGCUUCUGCUUGUGGGGCCCCGCGCCUCCACUCUUGCUGCUUCUUUGGUGCAUGCGCUUGCUGCUGCUCGCCAGCCUCCCUGGUCUUUGGCAAGCAGCAGCAGCAGCAGGAACAGCAGCAGCAGCAGCAAAGGCAGCAGCAGCAUGCACAGUGACAUGCUGCAGCGGCUGGUCGAGUGUAUAGACAGCUCCGGAAGCCUGCGGCGGCUGCUAGAGGCAGCACCGGGGGGAUCCCUGUACCAGCAGCAGCUGCUGCGGCUGCUGGGUUUUGUGCUGCUGCUGCUGCUGCUGCGGCAGAUGCUUCAUCUGCUUGCUGCCAUAGAGCCGCUGCCUCGCAGCAGCCGAGCUCUAGUUUGGGAGCAGGCAGACGCUCUGUCUAGGGGUGCCUCUGCAGCAGCAGCAGCAGCAGCAGCAAGCCACUUGAUGUGCAGCAGGACACUUGCCCAGCUGCUGCAGUGCAGCAGAACUCAGCAGCGGCUUUGGCGCUGCCUCAGCACUGCGAUCUUUAUGCAGCAGCAGCAACACCCCCUCUUGCUGCUGUGUCAGGACAGCCCUGGGCAGCUUGUGGCAGCAGCAAGCAGCAGCAGCAGCAGCAGCAGUGCUGCUGCGGCUCUGAGCUCGAAACUGCGCUGGGCUUUGAGUGCAGCAGACGGCCGGGCUCUCUUCCGUUGGUGGGCUUCGGUACUUACGCAGCAGCAGCAGCAGCUGCAGCAGCAGCAGCUGCAGCAGCAGCAGCAGCAGGCAGACAAGCCCUCACUGCUUUUGCUGCGUCUGGCUAAUGCACUUCUGUCUUGCUUUGCAGAAUGCGGGCCUGAGCAAAAGCGGGAGCUCCUCACGGAGUGCUUGCUGCAGCUGCUGCUGCAGCACGAUGACUCAUAUCCAGCAAUGCAUCUAGCAGUGCAGCAGCUGGUUGCAGCAGCAGCAGCAGCAGCAGCACCGCCAAGGGGGCGCCUCGCAUGUUGCUCAAGUGAUUUGCAAGCCGCAGAUGUUGUCGCGGCUUUCAAGGAGGCGGUCCACCUUGCUGCUGCUGCCCUCAGCAGCAGCAGCAGCAGCAGCAGCAGCAGCAGCAGCACCUUCAGCAGGGAUGCUGCUGCGCUUGGCUGGCAACGGCUGCUGCCGCGGGUGCUUGGCCACACUUCCACAGAGCAGCUGCUGCUCGACUGUUCAACGUUGCAUCCCUAUGGGCAGCAGCAGCAGCAGCAGCAGCAGCAGCAGCAGCAGCCUGUAGAUGGCCUGUGGAAGAGAGUGGAGAGAAGCAGUGGAGGGCAGUUGCCUCUGCUGCUGCCGAGCGAGUUGCUGCAGUGGAUGGCGCUUGAUUCUCUUUUUGAGGUCCAUGAGCAGCAAUCGCUGCAGUGCAGCAGGGAAGCAGCAGCAGCAGCAGCAGCAGCAGCAGCCGCUCCUGCAGCGGCUGUUCCGGGGCAGCAGCACGCUGCUGUAGCUGCUGCAUGCGAUGCCCUCGACAGCUCUGUCUGCUGCGGGCUGCUGCUGCGCUGCCGCCCCGAGGCGCAGCAGCAUUGGGCAGUUUCGGCUCUCUUGGCAAUCUUCAGCAGCAGCAGCAACAGCAGCAGCAGCAGCAGCAGCAGCAGUAGUGGAGAUCCUGGGGCACUGUCAAUUGUGCGUGCCUAUCUGCACUGCUGCUUCAGUGGAGGCCUCGUGCCUCAAGGAGGAGUGCUGGCUCAGCUGUACGCGCAGCAGCAGCAGCAGCAGCAGCAGCAGCAGGAGCAGCGGCGCCUGCUGCUGCUGGCGGCGAGCAUAUACACGGCUUUGGCCACCACGGAAGCAGCACAGCAGCAGCCGCCGCUGCCAGCAGCAGUCCGCUGCGUUGCAGCAGCAGAAGCCUUGCGCCUGCUGCAGCAGCUGCUGCAGCAGCGGUCGUCAGCAAUUGCUGCUGGCACAUGGGAGCCUCUCUGUGGCCUAGAGCUUGCUUCACUCUUCUGCUCAAUUGUUGAGCCGCAGCAGCAGCAGCAGCAGCAGCAGCAGCAGCAGAAGCAGGAGGAAACAGAGCUGCUGCAGCAGGUCGUCUCGGCGCUCGAGGCUCUUCAGACGAUUCUCCAAGACUUGCAGCUGCCGCUGAUGCACUGGGUGGCGCUGCAGCAGCUGCAGCAGCAGCAGCAGCAGCAGCCACAGCAGCGGCAGCAGCUGCAGCAGCAGCAGUGGGUUGCAUCCUUGUGCAGCCAAGAAGGGGCUGUGUGGCAGCUGCGAUUUGCGCUGCUGCCAGUGCCGCAGCUUUUCGCAAUUGCUGCUGCUGCUGACGCUCCCCACUUUUCGCUGCGCGCGCUGCUGCUAGACUUGGCGCUGCAUCUGCCAGCUGUUGUGCAGCAGCAGCAGCAGCAGCAGCAGCUCGGAGUGACUGCCACUGUGCAUGCAGCAACUGCUGCGCUCCUGUCGCGCCUCUUUCUUGAGGCAUCUGCAGAUGCGGAGUGCCCGACCGUGAGGCUGCUGCAGCAACUGCUUCCUGCUUCGGAGCAGCUAGACGGGAGUCCCAUAUUGCUGCUGCUGCUGCGCUGCUGCAACUUCGCAUGGACGGGGCUGCCUUCCCCUCCAGAUUGUGCAGCAGCAGCAGAAGCAGCAGCAGAAGCGAAGGAGGUGCUGCAGAAGGGCAACAUACUGGCUCGAUGCUGCCUGGAAGUGCUGCAUGCCGUGUGGCGGCAGCAGCAGCAACAGCAGCAGCAGCAGGAGCAGCAGCAGGAUUCAUCUCUGCUGCCAGAUGACCUGCUGCUGAUACCCCUCGGGUGGCCGCGGGCAGCAGCAUUUUCUCUUUCGGACUCGUUUGAGGCAUAUCUGCAGCUUCUAGCCCAAGAAACGCUCAUAGAGCAAGCCUGUGAUAUCUUCAAUGCACAACAGCAGCAGCAGCAGCAGCAGCAGCAGCAGCAGCAGCAGCAGCAGCAGCAGCAGCAAGCUCUCGUGACAGCUGCACUUGUCCGUAGCCACUUGCAGCGCGUGAUGCUGCGCUUGCUGCUGGACUGGGUAAAGGCAGCAGAAGGGGAGGGCCCCCUGAGUUUGGGGGCCCCUGGUUUCGGGUGUAUAGACAGCUCCCUGGACUUUGAGUCCAUUAGUGCAUUUUUAGAUGGAGUGGUUGAGGGAGAAGCGGGAGGAGAUAAACAACUAAUGGAAGCAGCAAAACUUAUCAAGGUGCUGCUGGCGAAUGCAUGCAGCACGAACAAGCACAUGCGCAGGCUUCACCCGCAGCAGCAGCAGCAGCAGCAGUUUCUGCUGCAGCAGCAGCAGCGACAGCUGCAGCAGCAGCUACAGUUCAGUGGCUGCGGGUUCCCUGAGGGAGUUGCAUAG